AUGUCGAAAACAAAUGUUGUUUUUCAUCCAAUUAUCAGUUCUAUCCAACGUAUUGCCUUAUAUGAGACAAAAGCAAGAUUUUAUCUCAUAGGUUCUAAUAAUACCCAGACAAGAUUCCGGGUUUUGAAAAUAGAUAGAACUGAUCCAAGAGAAUUAGAUCUAGUUGACGAUAAAGUAGAGUACAACAAGCAGGAAAUUCAUCAACUGCUAAGCAUGAUAGGCUUUGGCAAUAGAGGCAGUCGCUCUGUUGGAUUCAACAAAUUAGUGUCAGCAUUUGGUAUUGUAGGAUUCAUCAGAUUUCUUGAAGGAUACUACAUAAUUUUAGUAACGAAACGGAGAAAGAUUGCUGUAAUAGGUCCACAUUCCAUAUAUAAAAUCGAAGACACAGCUAUGAUUUACAUACCUAAUGAUACAAGUAAACCCCAACAUGCAGAUGAACAAAGAUAUGUGAAAAUGUUUUUAGCUAUUGAUUUAUCAACAAAUUUUUACUACAGUUACAGCUAUGAUGUUACUCAUACAUUGCAAAUGAAUAUAGCACCACCAAGAAAAUUAGCUCCAGCCUUGUUUCCCGAACCAGUAACAGCUGCUGUAUACCAGUCGAAUAUCAGGUCUAAAUCAAACAAAGAAUGUAAAUGUAAUGUCAUAGAAGAUGAUGAAGAUAUUUUUGAAACUUGGAAAGAACAGUUACAGCAAAGAGAAGCAAAAAUAGGCCAGACAUCCUCAAAGCUAGAAUUUGGUGUCCGCACUGUACCGGAAUGGAGAUUUGUGUGGAACAGCCACUUGCUAUCUGUGGUUCAUUCACAAUUACAUCCAGAUUGGAUACUAUAUAUCAUUCAUGGUUUUAUAGAACAGAGUAACUUGAAUAUUUUUGGUCGGCCAAUAUAUUUAACCCUUAUAGCUCGACGGAGUAAUAGAUAUGCAGGCACUAGGUUUUUGAAGAGAGGUGCUAACAUGCAUGGAGACGUAGCUAAUGAAGUAGAAACAGAACAAAUUGUCCAUGAUUCAAUGAUCUCAUCAUUCUCAAAAGGCAGAUUUAGUUCAUUUGUGCAAAUGAGAGGUUCAAUACCCUGUUUCUGGUCCCAAGAUGUCUCCAAAAUGGUGCCCAAACCGGCCAUAUCCAUUGACAGGAGUGACCCCUAUGCGCAAAUACCUGCAAAACAUUUCAACAACUUGAUGCAAAGAUAUGGAUCACCAAUAAUGAUAUUGAAUUUAGUGAAGAAACAUGAAAAAAGAAAGCAUGAAUCACUACUCACACAAGUUAUAAGUAGUGCUGUGAAAUACCUUAAUCAAUUUUUGCCUCCAGAGCAUGCAAUUCAAUACUUUCAUUUAGAUAUGGCCCGAAUCAAUAAGGGGGCGGAUGCUAAAGUUCUUGAUAAACUUUCAGCAAUAGCCCGUACAGUAGUUCGGCGGACGGGAAUAUUCCUAAGCCGUAGUGGAUAUAGCGAAGAAUUGGGGGUCGAGGGUCACCAAGGGGGAAGACUCCAAACGGGACUUGUGCGCGUCAAUUGCGUGGAUUGUCUUGAUAGGACGAACACAGCUCAAUUCGCUAUUGGAAAGUGCGUUUUGGCUCAACAGCUUCACGCGCUCGGCCUAAUCGCCGAGCCAGUGAUAGAGUUCGACUCUGAUUGCGCCCGAUUACUCGAAGGCUUGUACGAAGACCACGGGGACACAUUGGCUUUACAGUAUGGUGGAUCUCAAUUAGUUCAUAGGAUUAAAACAUAUCGUAAAACUGCGCCGUGGUCAUCACACGGGAAUGAUAUAAUGCAGACAUUGAGCCGGUACUAUUCGAACACAUUUUCUGAUGCUGAGAAACAAAAUACGAUGAAUUUAUUCCUCGGUCUUUUCUUGCCGGACCCGAAUAGGGCCGCCAUAUGGGAAUAUCCUACAGACUAUUAUCUACAUCAUCCAGAGACUAUGGUCUAUAUUCCUAAUAACAGGUCAUUAACAAAAUGGUGGGACGAUGACGUCAUCCGUUAUUUACCCCGACCUAGUAAUGAGAUGCGUAAAUUAUGUUGUGAGAUAAUUGGAAUGCAGGGUGACACUGCAUUGGAGAUAGUAGACCCCUACCAAGAGUAUAAUAGACCCUUUGAGUAUACCGUCUUUAUGGAGUGCUUUGAGUUUAAGAUGUUGCAUACUCUACGUGACUUAACGCCAUCGUUUACUGAUAACAUAAGCCCGUUCGUGGUACGGGGGCGCGCGCCUGGUCACGUAGUGAAGGGACCGUCAUCGAAAAACCCAGUUAUUAGUGGAAGAUCCAGUACAGCAUCGAAUAAUUCCAGCGAUUCCAACGGAGAUUCAUCAUCAGACGACGACCUAACGAGUUCAACAAUGAGCGCCAGGAUUCCACCAUCUUCAGUUCCGCCCGUCAAGUUUGAAGAAUUAUAUGAGCCACACUUCACCUUUGUUAAGAAAAGCACCAAACCAUUUGUAAAUGAGCCAACCAAGCGAGAUAUGUUGAUGUACAAGCGUUACGUAAACUUCGAGAAGCGAUCAAAUCCGCGUUUUAAGCCCGACAUUCCUAUCGUCUUAACCUGUAGCAGCGCAUUUACAAUCGACAGUUCUGUUGACAUGAUCCCGCCAACUAUUACUAAAACUUCUAAAGAAAUUUACCAGGAAUAUGUAAACCGCGGCACUGGAAAACUCUCCGUACCUCAUGAAUCUAUACAGAUGUACAAAAAUUAUGUAAAUUUUAGUCUAUGA
Molecule: messenger RNA, 2700 nt
Organism: Pieris macdunnoughi
Lineage: Eukaryota; Metazoa; Arthropoda; Insecta; Lepidoptera; Pieridae
Source: the annotation of a GenBank genome assembly